AGCGAAAUUUUAACAAUAAGAAAUUUAUACGUUGACAAAAGAAUUGUUGGACAAAAAGUUGUAAUAUUGAUUUUCUCAUAUACAUUCUCUAAAUAUGUAUACAUAUUUUCAUAUUGCAUACUUUAGUGUAAAAGAACUAAACGUUGUACACACAAUAAAACCAUUGUUAACUUAACCGGCUUAGCGACAGUAGAUCGUAGGGAAAUAAUAUAUAAAAGAGUUCCGCAUAUAUAGGUACAAUUUUUCAGGUGCAAAAGUAUAUCAAUGAUUUUUUAGCAGUAUGUGUGUAUUCGGUCAAGUUUACUCAAGUUUCUGCUUAUCUUCAAAAAUGUUUUUAAGUAAUUCUAUGAGCAAGAAUAAUAGAAUAUGUGGACAGAUAAUUAUGGCGUCUUCUGCGGAUGUUGCUACGGCGCGGAUGCGAGCAUAUUUAAAUUUACCAUUGUUAGAACGUUGUAAAGAAUUGGCAGUGUUUAUAGUUGAAUCUAGCACAACAGAAUUGCAGCAUGUUUUUCCUAUUCUUAUUGAUUCAAUUUUUGGCAUAACAAAUAAUCUAGGAUGGGGAUUACAUAAUAUAACUUCAAGAAAACAUCCUUAUGAAUAUGAAACUCUCUGCAAUUUUUUCGGUCCUCAAGGACCUAUUUUUUCCUUGUGCUACAAACUUUUACCAGAUUGUUAUUUAAAAUACAACUUUCCGAUUUCAUAUCUUCCCACAAAAAUAAAGUUACUUGUCGAGGAAGGAAUAAUUCCACCUUUUUAUCAAGACAAGCUGAAAGACAAUCCAACGACAAGAUGUCCUACUGCUUUAUUAUUAAAUCCUUUUGAGUACUACAUCUUCCACUUUGCCUUCCACUUAACAAAUCCAUGGCUGCAACUCAACCAGAGUGAAGAUGUUUGGAUGAAUUGGGAAACAGUUUACGUUCAGCUAGCUCACUUGUAUUUAUAUCAUUUCCUACCUCAAGACGAUUCUCCAGUACUGCCCAUAAUUGGGCCAUAUGUAAGAACGACUCCUCCUCGAAAAUUAAUGCAGUCGCCCGAUUUAAAAAGACUGCAAACUCCUCGACUUCUGAGAACUUCUAUCUUAUCUCCAGUCUCAUCUCCACCUUCAGGAGUUCCUCAGCAACAAUGCUUACCGCAAGUUUGGCGGAGCGAAACUGUUGUUCAAGUAUUUUUAGACUUCUGGCUGGAAUAUACAGAAGAAGACAAGCUGAUUUCUCAAUUAAGUCCUUCUUUAUCCUCAUCUUUACCUCGAAGAAACAGCAUUCAUUCUGGAGAGCACAUUCGUUUGGUUCGUGCGUUUAUAAAAACAUUGCACGGAUUUUCAAAUAGUAUAACAGGCAGCAAAAGUGCAAUGGAUGAAUUAAAAAGAAUAAUAGUACCCUCGAUACAAGGAAAAAUUUAUAUAUUUUUAAGACAAGCUAUUUUUCACUGGCCACUAGAUAGUUCCUUCAGACUUAUUCUAGAAGCUUGGCUCAGCUUCAUCCAACCUUGGAGGUAUAUUCCAGAGUUCAGAAUUACAAAGAGUACAACUGCUGAAGAAGACAGAGGGAAAAUUUCUGAUCCGUCUUAUUGGAUGCCGUUUGUUGCCAAUAAUUUACUAGCUUAUACUGGUAUUUUUCAGCAGCUACUACCGAGAUUUAUGCGCACUGAUUUGGUAGCACCGAAAAAUGCCUUGAUGCUCUUUAGAGUUACCAAAGUAUUUUCUCAGCCACAUCUUGCGUUUAUGUUAGCUGAAGCUGAAGGUUGUAUUAAUGAUUCAAAUAUUAGUCGAGGUAAAUUAUCUUCAAGUCAAUGGAAUAAUAUUAUUAGGCAACAAAUUGUUGAACUGGAAGGCCCUUCUUAUCAAUAUAUUCCUAUGUUCUCCGCGGCGUCAUCAGCUCAGAUUACAAAACUUUUGAGUACAAUCAAACAAGCUUAUUUAACAGCAAUCAGUAUAAUUGAAGCUUUAGAAAAAAGACGGAGAGAACGGAAAUUUUUUAAAUCUUUAUGGGAAUUUUUCAACGGUGAUGAAUGUACUGAUGAUGAUAUCGGUUUAAUUGAAAGAAAACGAGUACCAGGAUUAUUAUCUAACGCACAACAACAAUUAAUAGAUAUAUUUGAAUUAGGUGACAUACCCGAAGCUUGCAUCGCAGCUGACAAGGAAUAUCAUGAUAGUAUUUUAUUUACGUCUUUCUGUCAUCAAUCACACAUGAAUUCCAGUUCAGAUUGUAAUCGACCAGGUGAGUUUGUACUGGUUCGAAAUGCACAUCAAAAUUGCAAAUGUAUGGAGUACAUGGGAGAUCCAGAAUUAAAACCUGUACAAUCUAACGAAUCUGCAUUUCUUGUACGCUUAUUGUAUAAUUUUUGUCAAUUUAUUAACAACAAGUACGAAGCAAAGAUAAUAUCAAUGUACAAUAGGAAUGAUUUUAUUGGACGAAUCGCAAGAAAAAUUCUUCAACCACCAACAACAGUCAUCCAAUUACCAAAACGCACGUCAACAGGAUUUUUAUCAAGAGAAGAACAUCGUCUUCCACCAAGACUAUCUUUAAGAUUCAUCGCCAGACAUGAUUUCAGUGUACUGAUGAUUUUCGGUGCCUUCAUAUUUUGUCUCAUGGGCUUCAGUGUGCCUUUUUUUGUAUGCUUUUCAUGGUUUUUGUGGGUAGUUUAUAUACUGAUCGGAGCAGCUUGUGAGCCUUGGGUUUCUAGAUUUCAUAAUGAUAGACUGAGGAGACCCAGCUCGUCAACUUUUACAACAAACUAAUUGUAAUUUUUUAUAAUACUAGGCAACUGUUGAACUAUAGCUUGAUUUGAUCAACUAUUUUGUAUUUUUUUAUUAUUGCAUAUAAAGAUACAAAUUUUGAAGUCA
Molecule: messenger RNA, 2842 nt
Organism: Cotesia glomerata
Lineage: Eukaryota; Metazoa; Arthropoda; Insecta; Hymenoptera; Braconidae
Product: sphingomyelin phosphodiesterase 4
Exons: 9
Coding region: 281-2737 (818 amino acids)
Biological process (GO): ceramide biosynthetic process; sphingomyelin catabolic process; glycerophospholipid catabolic process
Molecular function (GO): sphingomyelin phosphodiesterase D activity
Source: RefSeq, a predicted model, not a curated record